UUUGUAAUUUUCAUGGAAAAGAAUGAGUGAAAUUUUAAAAAAUAAUCUAAAAAUGUUUAAUGUAGAUGAUUCAUAAGAUAGUAGAGUUGGAUUAGGAAAGUUGAUCUCUCUCUUAGAAAUAUUAAAUAAGGAAUUCUUGGAGAUUGUUACUUUUUAUCAUAAAUUAGUACUAUAGCAUUCAGAUGGUAUUAAAAAAAUUAUUCAUCUAAGGCCAGAAGUAAUUAAGGAUCUUUUUAUAAGUUAAAGAAAUAAUAAUGAAAAAUUAUAUGCUAUUAGAUUAUGUUUAGAUGGUGAAUGGAAAUUGGAUGAUUUUAUUCCUGUUAAUAGUUAGGGUAAUCCAGAAUUUUCUAAGAAUACAGGUUCAGAAUUUUGGGUUUCAUUAUUAGAAAAACAUGGGCUAAAAUGAAUAUAGAUUAUACAGAUAUAGAAGGUGGUGAUCCAAGAGAAGUUAUUAAAAAUAUAUGGAAAUCAAAGAUUUUAAAGAUACUUCUAAUCAAUUUUUGUUGUUUAUUUUAGAAAGGAAUAUUUAUAAUUCUAUUUAAUAAUAAUUAACAACUGGAUUAUUUUGUGCUAUGGAAACAUUUGUUUCUAAAGGGUAUUAUCUUAUUUAUAUUAAUUUUAGAUUAGGUUAUUUUUAUUAUAAGAAUAAUUCAUAAAAAACCUUUAAGUUAAAGAAAACUCUAAAUAAUAAAUAAAGUGUUAAAUUCUUAAAGCCAGAAAUUGGAAAUAAUUAUUUAAAUGAACUUAGCUCCUGGAAAGGAUAAGAUUGUAUUAUGCAGUCUAGAUCCAGCUGGUGUUGUAUUUGCACCUAAAAAUUAAUUGGUCUAAUGA
Molecule: messenger RNA, 831 nt
Organism: Paramecium pentaurelia
Lineage: Eukaryota; Ciliophora; Oligohymenophorea; Peniculida; Parameciidae
Source: the annotation of a GenBank genome assembly